Messenger RNA from Drosophila eugracilis, 544 nucleotides. RefSeq lists its product as uncharacterized. The record is from RefSeq and is a predicted model, not a curated record. The transcript is spliced from 2 exons. The coding region runs from base 70 to 399 and encodes 109 amino acids. Lineage: Eukaryota; Metazoa; Arthropoda; Insecta; Diptera; Drosophilidae.
CACCCAAUUAAAGUUUUGAAACAUUUCUGAUAGCUCAACAACUAAAUCCUACUAAAUUUUCCUCCGAUCAUGGAUAACGCAUUGAAAUCAUUAAAUAAACCAAACAAAUUUUAUCCCACCCACAUGGACGAAGAUCUAAAAGAAUCCGUCGAAUUGGAAAAGGAUAUUACUAAUGGGGAAGAGGAUCCACCGAUCGUAUACGAUUACAUGAAGUAUCCCAGUAAGAAGGGGAAGCCAGGCAAGCUGAUAAAGAGCUUGAAGCCCCAGAAAACUGUUACCUUCAAGAUGAUGGUAGAGCUGGUGACCUUUACGGAAAAUUGGAAGGUGAAGAUGUGCGAGAGUAAGCUGCGUUCGGAGGAGGAACAGGCCAAGAACUCCCUGAAACGGUGCAACUAUUGACCAUAUAGGCUUGUGGAUAAUGUGCGGAUACCCCAAAAUUUUGGGCUAAAAUAUGUUUAUUUUAGUAACAAUUAAAAAAAUUACAUGUUUGCUUAAGAACUAGGUAAUUUGUUUUAUUAUUUUAAUAAAAAAAUUCCUCAAAGAG